AUAGCAAAACGAAGUACAGUGCAUUGCUAUAAUUCAUUAAUACAUCAUAAAUCGUGAAGCACAGGGUUAUAACGACCACGAUCCACAAAUCAAGCCCUCCAAAAUAACCCAAAUGAGCUCUUACUUUGUAAACUCGUUCUCGGGGCGCUAUCCAAAUGGCCCGGAAUAUCAGUUGCUAAAUUAUGGGGCUGGCAGCUCUCUGAACGGUUCGUACAGGGAUUCAGGCACCAUGCAUACCGGCUCUUAUGGCUACAACUACAAUGGAAUGGAUCUUAGCAUCAACCGUUCAGCCUCCUCCAGCCACUUUGGGGCGGUGGGCGAGACCUCGCGCGGUUUCCCCUCGCCCGCCCAGGAGAACAGGUUUAGACAGACGUCCAGCUGCUCUCUGUCCUCUCCCGAGUCCCUGCCCUGCUCCAACAGCGACAGCCAUGGAGGCAAAACCAGCGCCUCAUCCCCGUCCGACCAGGCGGACUCCGCCGGUUCCAACACCAAUUUCACAGAAAUAGACGAGACCAGCGCGUCCUCGGAGCCCGAAGAAGGGAGCCAGUUAAACAGCAGCCUUCCCCGGGUGCCGCCAGAGCCCUCUGCGUCGUCAACAGCAGCAACAGAGGGACCGGCCCCCCAGAUUUUUCCCUGGAUGCGAAAAUUGCACAUCAGCCACGAUAUGACGGGCCCCGAUGGGAAACGGGCGCGGACCGCAUACACCCGCUACCAGACCCUAGAGCUGGAGAAGGAAUUCCACUUUAAUAGGUACCUGACCCGCCGGCGGAGAAUAGAGAUCGCGCACGCUCUCUGUCUCUCCGAGAGGCAGAUCAAAAUCUGGUUUCAGAACAGGAGGAUGAAAUGGAAGAAAGAUAAUAAACUGAAAAGCAUGAGUCUGGCGUCCGCGGGCAGCGCCUUCCAGCCCUAAAUUGCGAGCUGGCGCCUCGGCCCGGAGUCCCGCCGCCGCCCAUGCCCCAAGCGCCCGUUUUCUGAUUUUCGCCGCCCGUUCCGGACAGCUACCCGUCUCCGACAGCCCCAAGCUGGCCCGCCACGGCUUGGCUGUUCGGGGGAGCUAUUCAUUUCGCCUUAGGUCCUCUCCCAUCCCCGUCCGAUGAUUACCGUUAUUAUUAUUAUUAUUACUACUAUGAAUAAUAAUUAUUAUCGUUGUUAUUUCUCCACUACGCUCUUCCCCCUCCUCCUCUUCCUCCCAACCUGUCAGUGUUUCUAAAUGUUCGUGUCUGUGGUCGCUUUUCCCGAGAAACACAAACUCGCAUGUUGAAUGUGGAGUCCCUCCCCGUCUGUGUUCUAACUUAUUUAUAAAAGGAGAAUCAGUGCGUAUGAAUUUGCAGCUUUGAACUUCUCUGCCAGGGCCAUAGUCGGGGUCACAACGGGCUGGGGUGUGUGUGUGUGGGCGGCAGGGCCGCAGGAGCGAACCUCCAAAAUGCCUCCAAAAUGACUGUCGACUCCCCUUCCUCUUCCCCUUCCCUUUCCCUAGAAGGCCUCUCGGGCCCUCCGGUCCUGGAGAGCGGGUGGGAAGAAGGGGAGAGAAACCUUGGAGGGGAGAAGGGGUGAUUAAGGUCUAAGUUUCAGCCCCGCUUGGCCAAGAGAGAGACUGAUUCUGGAAACCCUAGUCUAACUUCACGGAGGGAAAAAAAAUCGGAAAAGAAACAUCUCAGGGUGUCUCUGCCCUCUGGACCGACACCCACCCCCGUUCCCCGGACUGCAGGGUUUGUAAAUAUGAGACUCUUCCGGACCCCCCAACCCCCAGCCCCCACCCCAGACCAUCCCCAGCGGCAGAGAAUGGGUGCAGUAUUAUGUGUGAAAUGUCUCGCACAAGGGCCUGUUAGUGGUUUUGCCGAUUCGCUUUUAGUAUUUGUUUGUAGCUUUCCUUGA
Ornithorhynchus anatinus (platypus) is the source of this 1875-nucleotide messenger RNA. RefSeq names its product homeobox B5 (gene HOXB5). The transcript has 2 exons. NCBI's taxonomy places the organism in Eukaryota, Metazoa, Chordata, Mammalia, Monotremata, Ornithorhynchidae. Gene Ontology annotation, cellular component: nucleus. Gene Ontology annotation, molecular function: RNA polymerase II cis-regulatory region sequence-specific DNA binding; DNA-binding transcription factor activity, RNA polymerase II-specific. Gene Ontology annotation, biological process: anterior/posterior pattern specification; regulation of transcription by RNA polymerase II. The record is from RefSeq and is a predicted model, not a curated record. Bases 113 to 910 code for a protein of 265 amino acids.